Messenger RNA from Lontra canadensis (Northern American river otter), 1737 nucleotides. It is a transcript of the gene GSR, whose product is annotated as glutathione-disulfide reductase. The record is from RefSeq and is a predicted model, not a curated record. Gene Ontology annotation, cellular component: cytosol; mitochondrion. Gene Ontology annotation, biological process: cellular response to oxidative stress; glutathione metabolic process; cell redox homeostasis. The coding region runs from base 1 to 1560 and encodes 519 amino acids. Lineage: Eukaryota; Metazoa; Chordata; Mammalia; Carnivora; Mustelidae. Gene Ontology annotation, molecular function: flavin adenine dinucleotide binding; glutathione-disulfide reductase (NADPH) activity; NADP binding. The transcript has 13 exons.
AUGGCCCUGCUGUGCUGGGCCCUGAGCCGGAACGCGGGGCCGAGCUGGCGGCGGGUGGCGCGCGCCUUCCCCCGCUUCCCGCUGCCUCAGCCUCGGCCCAUCCGCGCCGUCUCCCGCGCCAUGGCUUGCAGGCAGGAGCCGCAGCCGCAGCGCCCUCCGCUUGCCGCCGGCGUCGUGGCCUCUUACGACUACCUGGUGAUCGGGGGCGGCUCGGGCGGGCUGGCCAGCGCCCGCAGGGCGGCGGAGCUGGGCGCUAGGGCCGCGGUGGUGGAGAGCCACAAGCUGGGCGGAACAUGCGUGAAUGUUGGAUGUGUACCCAAAAAGGUAAUGUGGAACACGGCUGUCCACUCUGAAUUCAUGCAUGAUCACGUUGAUUAUGGCUUUCAAAGCUGUGAGAGUAAAUUCAAUUGGCGCGUUAUAAAGGAGAAGCGUGAUGCCUAUGUGAGCCGCCUGAACACCAUCUAUCAAAAUAAUCUCACCAAGUCCCAUAUAGAAAUCAUCCAUGGCCAUGCAGCAUUCACGUGUGAUCCGGAGCCCACAGUAGAGGUCAAUGGGAACAAGUACACUGCUCCUCACAUCCUGAUUGCCACAGGUGGCGUGCCCUCACGUCCUCAGGAGAGCCAGAUCCCCGGGGCCAGCCUAGGAAUAACGAGUGAUGGAUUUUUCCAACUGGAAGAAUUGCCUGGCCGCAGUGUCAUUGUCGGCGCGGGCUACAUUGCUGUAGAGAUAGCUGGCAUUCUUUCCGCUCUGGGUUCAAAGACAUCACUAAUGAUACGGCAUGAUAAGGUACUUAGAAAUUUUGAUUCAAUUAUCAGUUCAAACUGCACUGAAGAGCUGGAGAAUUCUGGCAUAGAGGUCCUGAAGUACUCACAGGUCAAGGAAGUGAAGAAGACUCCCUCUGGCUUGGAACUGUGCAUGGUUACCUCAGUUCCUGGUAGGAAACCCACCUUGACCACGAUUCCGGAUGUUGACUGUCUGCUGUGGGCCAUUGGGCGGGACCCAAACUCCAGUGGCCUGAAUUUAAACAAAGUGGGGAUUCAAACUGAUAAAAAAGGUCAUAUCAUAGUAGAUGAGUUCCAGAAUACCAGCGUCAAAGGCAUCUAUGCCGUUGGGGACGUGUGUGGAAAAGCUCUUCUUACUCCAGUUGCCAUAGCUGCUGGCCGAAAACUUGCCCAUAGACUUUUUGAAUGCAAAGAAGAUUCCAAAUUAGACUAUGACAACAUCCCCACAGUCGUCUUCAGCCACCCCCCGAUUGGGACAGUGGGACUCACGGAAGAUGAGGCCAUUUAUAAAUAUGGAAAAGAAAAUGUGAAGACCUAUUCAACCACCUUUACCCCAAUGUAUCAUGCGGUUACCAAAAGGAAAACAAAAUGUGUGAUGAAGAUGGUUUGUGCCACUGCAGAGGAAAAGGUGGUUGGGAUCCAUAUGCAAGGAAUCGGGUGUGAUGAAAUGCUGCAAGGUUUUGCUGUUGCGGUUAAAAUGGGGGCAACAAAAGCUGACUUUGACAACACGGUUGCUAUUCACCCGACCUCUUCAGAAGAACUGGUCACACUUCGUUGAAAACCCGGACACUCACGUGGCUGGCAGUUGGACCAGUAGACCUGAAAAGAACCAAAUUACCAUGUUUACUUAUGUUCCCCUUUUACGUAUUUCCUUAUUGUAACCGGGAAAUUCUGAUAGUGGAAAUUUUCAGCUCAUAAUAGGACUUAUUUUUGUAAUUAGAGAUUUGUUUUGUCA